Messenger RNA from Cordyceps militaris CM01, 1695 nucleotides. Its product is annotated as efflux pump antibiotic resistance protein, putative. Gene Ontology annotation, biological process: transmembrane transport. The record is from RefSeq and is a predicted model, not a curated record. The transcript is spliced from 3 exons. NCBI's taxonomy places the organism in Eukaryota, Fungi, Ascomycota, Sordariomycetes, Hypocreales, Cordycipitaceae. Gene Ontology annotation, molecular function: transmembrane transporter activity. The coding region runs from base 1 to 1695 and encodes 564 amino acids.
AUGGCCACGAAAAACAACACCACAAUGGCAGAGCCGGAGCAAUUUGCCGGCGAUGGAGGCGAGGCUCUACCUGAGCAUCGUCAAGCAACCGCCGAUUCUAAACACAGCCUCUCUGAUGAAGAAAAAGGCAUUUCGGAGCCAAAAGCGCAAAACAAGGACGACUAUCCGCAGGGGCUGACGCUGUUCUUUCUAACCUUGGCCCUGGGCUUGGGCAUGUUCAUGAUGGCCUUGGAUAACACAAUCGUUGCCACGGCUAUUCCGAAAAUCACCGACGAGUUCCAUGGUCUCUCCGACGUCGCCUGGUACGGGUCCGCCUACUUCAUGACCGGCGGCGGCUUCCAGCCGCUCUGGGGCAAGGCCUACAAGUACUUCCCGCUCAAGACCACGUACCUCGUCGCCUUCUUCAUCUUUGAGCUGGGCAGCCUGAUAUGCGGCGUGGCGCCGACGUCGACGGCCUUGAUCGUCGGCCGCGCCAUUGCCGGCAUCGGCGCCGCCGGCAUCGGCUCCGGCAGCUACACGCUGCUCGCCUUUGCCGUCGAGCCCGCGCGGCGCCCGCUGUACACGGUCAUCAUCGGCGCCGCCUACGGCGCCGCCUCGGUCGUGGCGCCGCUGAUUGGCGGCGUCUUCGCCGACCGCGUCACCUGGCGCUGGUGCUUCUACAUCAACCUCCCCAUCGGCGCCGUCUCGGCCGUCAUCAUCCUCGUCUUCUUCGCCAACCCCAAGCUCGCGCGGCCCACGCAGGCGACGUGGCGCGAAAAGGCCCUGCAGAUGGACCCGGUCGGCGUCGUCUUCGUCAUGGGCGCCGUCAUCGCGUACGUGCUGGCCAUGCAGGCCGGCGGCCAGACGGACGCGUGGAACUCGGCCAAGGUCGUCGGGCUCCUCGUCGGCUUCGUCCUCAUCGUCGCCGCCUUUGUCGGCUGGGAAAUCUACAAUGGAAGCCGAGCCAUGAUUGAGUCGCGACUGAUGCGCAUGAACAUUGUCUGGGUCAAUGCCGCGUACUCGUUCCUCGUGGUCGCGUCCUUCUUCACCAUUGUCUACUUUCUGCCCAUCUAUUUCCAGAGCAUUGACAAUGUCAGCCCCAUCAUGUCAGGUGUCAGAAAUAUCCCGUUCAUAUUGGCAGCCAUUAUCGGAAGCAUCCUUGUCGGAGCGAGUAUCGCCGCCAAUGGCAUUUCUACGCCGCUGAUGGCUAUCGGAGCAGUGCUGGGCACCGUUGCCUGUGGGCUGCUGUAUACAUUCGACAUUGGCACUCCCACAGGCAACUGGAUCGGGUACCAGAUUCUUGCCGGAGUGGCGUACGGCGGUGCUUUCCAAAUCCCCAUCAUCCAUGCUCAAGGCACCGCCAAGCCAGAGGAUCUAUCUGCCAUUACUGGCAUCAUCAUGUUCUCUCAGACGCUUGGCGCCGCGAUGGUCCUGUCUUCAGCACAGUCUGCCUUCGCUAACAGGCUAAUCCAAGUAGUGACAGCCGCCGCACCGGAUAUUCAGCCCGGUGCUCUGUUGGCCACGGGAGCGACCCAGAUCCGCGCUGCGUUUCCCCCAGAGCUACUUCAUACAAUCCUUCUCGGGUACAUGUCGGGCAUCAAAACAGCCUUUGCCAUUCUGAUUGGUGUCACCGGACUGGCGAUCCUCGUCCUGCCCUUCGGGGACUGGAAGCGCCUCGAUCCAAAGGCGCUGGAGAGUAUUGGGGCCGCUGCUUGA